Molecule: messenger RNA, 7902 nt
Organism: Colletotrichum orchidophilum
Lineage: Eukaryota; Fungi; Ascomycota; Sordariomycetes; Glomerellales; Glomerellaceae
Product: down-regulated in metastasis
Exons: 2
Coding region: 1-7902 (2633 amino acids)
Cellular component (GO): 90S preribosome; small-subunit processome; nucleolus
Source: RefSeq, a predicted model, not a curated record
AUGCCUUCCACUUCAUCCGGGCGGAUUACAAAGACCCGAAAGGGCAAAUAUUCGACUCCUCACCAAAAGAACCACCGGUGGGAGUCCUUCGCAACCAAGAUCGCGAAGCUCAAUGCGCUCGAUCCCCUGCGAAAAGUCCGCCGACACGACCUCGAUGCCGAAGACCUCGAAUCCACGACAUCCUACUUCCGAACCGGCCUGCAGAAAUGGUCGGAGUUGAACAUCUACAAAGGCUUCUCAGACUUCAAGACGAAAGCCUGGCACAUGAGCGAGAGUCUGGCCCAGAUUCUGCACUUUGAGGAGAAGAUUUUCACGUUAUUAGCAGAGGCGCUUGCGAAGCAGGAGAAGGAGGCGUUGGAGCCGCUGCUGGAACUCCUCACAGCAUUCGCGCAUGACAUCGGCACAAGAUUCGAAAAGUACUACGCGAAAUCUCUAGACCUCAUUAUCGCUAUUGCCGCCAAGCCGCAGGACGCCGACGUUAUCGAAUGGACCUUUGCAGCGUUGGCUUUCCUGUUCAAAUACCUAUCAAGGCUAAUUGUGCCUAACCUGCGACCAACGUAUGAUGUCGUAGCGCCGCUGUUGGGAAAGGCCCGCCACCCUCCUCACAUUGCUCGUUUCUCCGCUGAAGCUUUGAGUUUUCUCAUCAAGAAGGCUGCCGCGCCAGCAAACCGAGAGACCGCUCUCGCCACAAUUGUCAGCCACGCAAGAGACGACCUCCGGAGUACCGUCGGCGAACGCUCAUUUCAGCUCUACCAAGAUGGCCUCAUGACCAUGUUCGCCGAGGCCAUGAAGGGCCCCGGCCAGACCAUUCACUCGACCGGCCCGGCCGUAUUCGUGUCUCUUAUCAAGGCGAUACCAGAAACGGAAGCGGAUCUCACACAGACUACAACUUGGACCGACUUGGUAUGUGGUGUUUUGACUAGCAUCAUACAUCACUCCAACGACAAGGACCUCGCCGACGUCCUUGAGGCGAUCCAAGAGCAAGCGAAGGCGGCUUUGAACGAAUCCAAGCCAAGCAAGACCUGGAAGUUUGUGCCAUUGAUCAGGGUUCUUGGGACAGCCGCAGGUGUUCGCCACGGAAAUAGAGUCAGCAACUGGCCCGUCCUCGUUGAAAAUUUGACCGCCAUGUUGGAAUCGAUGGCACAACACGCCCCUGAGGUGACGGAAGAUAAGCUUGAUCUUGUAUGGAAACAUGUCAUCGUCAACGCAGCGAUUGUCUGGCACCAAGCACCGAUUGAUGCCCUCAUUCCCUCGAUCAAGGACUUCAUGAAUGCUCUACAGAGGGAGAGGCUCAUGAGGUGGUACAUCCCAUUCUGUGCCUACUUCUCCAAUCUGGACUCGACACGGUUCCGGAGUAUAUUCCAGACGUAUUUCCAAAGAUUCAUCGUCAGCCACUGGUCCGAUGGCCAGAACGAAGAUAUGCUGUGUGUAUUCCUGCCCCGCAUGGUACAGAACGGAAGUCUUCCUUCGCCAGGAGCAAAGGAGACAUGCAAUCUCCCGCGUAGCUGGCAAGACCAGAUCGUGUCAAAGUUUGAGCGCCUCGAAAGCACACCUUUCCCGGAGCGCGGAGCGUAUGACAAGGACCCCCAAACAUGGAGAGAUAGAUGCUUGCCAAAGUACUCGGCCUUGUUGGAUCUCCUUUUCUCGACUACUGUUCACCCUUCGGCCAACGCGAAGAUCGCGGAACUCCUACUACGAAAGUUGAGGCUGGCGCUCAAGCCUUCCACCACACUGGCGUCGGACGAGGUUCAUUUCAGCAUCAGCCAAGGCUUCCAUGCGUAUUUACGAAUGAGCAAAGCUGCGGGUCCGGUUGAUCCAGCCUUAGACCCGCUCCUCCGCGCUGCUCUUCCCAGAUUCAGCCGCUCGGUUGGCUUCUUGGACGCCUACCUCACCUAUACUGAGCUUACACGAAACCAACCGUCGUCUGUCGACCGCCAGAGCAAUGAUAGCAGUGAGAGCUCAGAAGAAGAUCCGGUUGUCGAGGCUCUUAUUGAGAACCUGUCUGCCCCUUCGCAUGAGCUCCGUCUUGCAUCUCUGAAAAUUCUUCAGCAAUUCGAGUCACUUCCCGAUGAACACCAAAGCCUUACCCUCAUGCUGGACAUCGAGCACACGGCUCUGGAGCUUGCUAGCCUGAGAAACGUCGCGAUGCAUCUUCGCAAACUCGGCCAAAAUUACUCACAAUUGAGCGAGAAAUCUUGGCUUCUCAAGGCAAUCCCAUCUUUCAUGUUCGGCAUGUUGACUGUCAAGCUUUCGCCAUUAUGGGAUGAUACCAUCACAGCCUUGAAGCUGGUCGGCGCAACCAAGACUGGCGAAGAGGCUAUUACAAUGACUGCUUUCAGUUGGCUGGAGACUCCAUCUCCGAGAUGGUCUGGGCCAGUCAGCCAGCCCUCACUCCAGGGUCGGCAAGCGAUCACCGACUUUGAUUGCCGGCAUGUGCAAAAGCUCUGGAGCAUGGCGGAUGAGGUGGAGCAGGUGGUCAACAACGCCAUCGAUCUCAUGCUCCAGUCAUUUGACAAGCAGCAAGAGACUGUCGAUGCUCACGCUGGAAAUGCCCGGGCACAGGCACUUAAGGUGCUCACUGCAAUGCCUCACUUCGCUGAGAAACGUUCUCGCAAACUUGUACCCUUUUUCCUGGCCUGGGCUGCCGUUGACGAAGACAACUCGUCCGAGAGCCAGGAGGACGAGGACGUUGAGAUUAAGGGCGAAGACUGGUCUCUCCAAGAUCGCAAAGGUCUAGUUGGUGUUUUCGCUCUCUUCAUCAAUCCGAAGGUGCUCUAUCAGCACGAAAGGGUAUACACUGCACUACUUCACCUCAUGGAGAAUGGUGACGUAGAGGUGCAAAAACUAGCGCUAAAGGCUAUUCUCGCCUGGAAGCAAGAGGGUGUUCGACCUUACCAGGAGAACUUGGAGUAUCUCCUCGAUGAGGCUAGAUUCAAGAACGAAGUCACCGUCUUCCUCCAGGGCGAAUCGACGAUCCGCCCCGAACACCGCGCAGAGCUUAUGCCUGUUCUGCUGCGAUUGCUGUACGGACGGACUAUUUCCAAAAAGGGUAUUUCUAGCGGUCGACAUGGUCUGCAAGCCACUCGUUUGACCGUCCUGAGAAACCUCAGCGUUGAAGAUACGGGUAGCUUCUUGGAUAUCGCGAUUGGUAGUCUCAAAGGAGCGCGCGUUAUCGACGAAUCCGGUCUCCGCACUAACUUGUUUGAUCGUGAGAUUCUUCCUCCUCGCAAGCAAACUGGUUUCAUGAACAUGAUGCUGCCUCUCAUCAAUGAACUCGGCCAGCAUGUUGACCCUUUCGUCGAGAGACUCCUUCAUCCCGUCCUUUACUGUCUCAUCUUUGCCUGCCGCCGGCUUCAGGAAUCUACUACCGCUGAAUCGGACGAAGAGGUUGAGGAAACAAACGAGGCUUCUCAAGAGUCUCUGCUCAAGACUAUCAGGACCGUGGGUGUCAAGUGUCUUAUCACACUGUUCCGCAAUGCGCAAGACUUCAACUGGACGCCCUUCUCUGAACCCAUUGUCAACGAGGUCAUUGCUCCCAGGAUUGAGAAGCUGCCUGUCGAGACUGCUCAGUCGGUCUCAAGCAUCAUGCAGCUUCUGUCGACGUGGUCUCAGCUGCCCAAGGCAGCACUCUUUAUCUCAAUUAACGACCAGAUCUUGCCCAAGGUCAUCGAGUGCGUGUCGGUGCCAAAGGCGAAGGAAAACGUCAAGAUUUUCGCCCUGAGCAUCAUUCGAAAUCUCAUCAAGUUGGCGCAGGCACCUGCUGUGGAAUCCGAGUUCAAUGAGCUCAUCCGCACUGAGCUUCUGGAUGCCAACUUGGAGUUGAUGCUAAAGACUGUCACUACGACGCUGGAGACACAAACCAUGAGCAAUGAGCUGCUCGAGUCUUGUAUCGAAACCAUUGUAGAGCUCUCUCCUCUUGUUGAGACCUCCGCGAAUGUGCGUGAGACGCUCAAAAUUGCCACUUUCCUCCUCAACCAGCCGCCGAGACGAGUCAACCCCAGAGCCAAGGGCAAGAUCCUCCUCAUUCUGGAGCGGUUCAUCACUAUACUUAGCUCCGAGGAAGCGGAAGAGAAGACUGCUGAUAUUGCCAUUUUCGAAACCCUGUCUUCGCUCUUCAGUUACUUCAAAGACAGAGACAACAGGCAGGCCUUGGCCCGAGUUCUCACAGUUCUGGCCGAGAAGGAUAUCACUCUCAAGGAGGUUGCCGAAAUAUGCCGCGAUCUUAAUGCCUUUGCACCGAGCCGCAUUGACGAGCCAGACUAUGACAAGCGACUUGCUGCAUUCAAUCGGAUCACAAAUAAGGAAAUUGCCUUCACUGUCAAGCAGUGGCUUCCUCUGUUGCACAACUUGAUUUACUACAUCCGCUCAGACGAGGAGUAUGGCAUCCUGGCAUCGAACUCUGCAGACUGCUUGCGCAAGUUCAUUAGAGAGGUAGCCGCCUGCUCGGAAGAGACCUCGAAAAGCGGUUUUGAAUCCCACUUAAAGACUAUCCUGUUGCCCUCAAUCUAUACUGGGGCUCGUGAGGAGUCUGCCACCGUCAGAAGAGAGUACCUGAGAGUCUUCGGCUACCUCCUGUCGCAGAUGCCGACAUGGGAGCUUGUCGCGGAUAUGAAGGGGCUUUUGGUCAGUGAUAUGGCAGAAGAGACGUCAGAGUUGCCCUUCUUCUUCAACAUCCUCAGUCCUGCGACUGCACGCCAGCUAGAAGCGAUCAAAUUGCUAAACUCUGUCAACGAUACCUCAGAGUUUGGCAGUCAGAACCUGAGCCAGUUCUUCAUCCCUCUUCUCGAGCACUUCAUCUUCGGUCGCACUGAAGGGAGCGACGAUCAGGGCUUGGGUGCCGAGGCAACUAACGCGAUCGGUAGCUUGGCUCAAUCUUUGGACUGGAAGCAUUAUCGUGUUAUCCUGCAAAGAUACAUCAGCUACGUCGAGUCCAAGCCCAAUAAUCAGAAGCAGGUGAUUCGACUACUUGCCAAGUUCUGCGAUGCCCUCAUCGUAUCAGUUGAAGAGAAGGGUGCCGAGGCGAUGCAGAUUGACGAUUCAGAGACUUCCACACCUACUAGCAAGAGACUUGUACUCACGACUCCCGCCCAAGAAAAGCUCAGCAAGGAUGUCAAUAACCUCUUCCUUCCCCCACUGAUCAAGCACCUACACGAAAAGGAUGAGUCCGAGGUCAGCUACCGUGUACCAGUCGGUGUCAUCAUCGUCAAGCUUCUCAAGCUUCUGCCGUCCGAAGAAAUGGGUCAGAAGCUUGCUGGUGUUCUGACCGACAUUUGCCACAUCCUGCGCAGUAAGUCUUGGGAUGCUCGUGAGAUGGCAAGAGACACUCUUGUGCAAAUCGCUUCGGUCCUUGGCCCGACUUACUUUGGGUUCAUUUUGAAGGAAUUGCGUGGCGCUCUCAAGCGAGGUUACCAACUUCACGUCAUGUCCUAUACCCUCCACUCGAUGCUCCUCAAGGUCAUUCCUCAGUUCCAGCAGGGUGAUCUCGACUACACUCUCCGGUCCAUCGUGGCAAUCGUUAUAGACGACAUCUUUGGCGCUACCGGUCAAGAAAAGGAUGCAGAGGGUUACAUCAGCGAGAUGAAGGAAGUCAAGGCAAGCAAGAGCCAGGAUUCCAUGGAGCUCAUUGCCAAGUCGGCCUCAAUCAGCCAGCUGGUUGUCCUAGUCCACCCCCUGCAGUCUCUCCUUAUGGAAAAGGUGGAUCUCAAGUUGGUUCGCAAAAUCGACACGCUGUUGGCAAGAAUCACCGCCGGUCUCAUGCAGAAUCCAGCCGCAGAGAGCCGCGAUACUCUCAUCUUCUGCUACGAGGUCAUCCAAGAAGUAUACAAGAGCAAGAAGCCAGAGGUGCAACCAAAGAUCGACUUCCGCCUGAAGAAGUAUCUCUACCAGAAGGGAGUAAAGAAGGACAACUCAGGUACCGCUGGUAAAUACACCUUCAAACUCGUCAAGUUCACCUUUGAUAUUCUACGGUCGGUAUGGAAGAAGUACGAGAGCUUGCGCACUGGCGCCAAUAUUGCUGGCUUUGUGCCCAUCCUAGGAGACGCCAUCGUCGGCGAGGAGGACGACGUUAAGGUUGCGGCCUUCAAACUUCUCACCGUACUUGUCAAGGUGCCUUUCAGCAACAACGAGGAUGUUCAGCUUUACAAAGUUGCAGUCAAGGAGGCGACGAAGAGCAUCUCGAUGUCAACCUCGACCACAACCGAUCUUUCACAGGCGGCUCUGAAGUUGCUUUCGGUCGUCCUCCGCGAGCGCAGGGACAUCCCCGUCAAGGACGCAGCUAUAGAUAUGCUCCUCGGUAAGCUCAAGGACGACCUGACGGAGACGCUCUACCGUCACGUCACCUUCAACUUUGUGCGCUCUGUUCUUGAGCGCAAGAUCGAGACGGCUGUUGUCUACGAUACCCUGGACUACGUCGGCACUGUUAUGAUCACAAACGAUGACAAGGAUACUCGUGAUCUGGCGAGAGGCGCAUUCUUCCAAUUCCUCAAGGAUUACCCGCAGAGAAAGGCCCGGUGGGUGAAGCAGCUCAACUUCGUUGUCGCGAACCUGACUUACGCUCGUGAGGGCGGCCGCUUGUCUGUCAUGGAGGUGGUUCAUCUACUUCUCAUGAAGUCUGCGGAUGACUUCGUGCAGGAAGUUAUCUCCACUUGCUUCUUGCCCCUUGUCAUGGUGCUUGCCAACGACGACAGUGAGAAGUGCUGUUUGGCUGCUGGGGAAUUGAUCAAGGAGAUGUUCCGCAAGGCUGAUAAGGAAAGGACACAGAGCUUCAUGACGCUGCUUCGAUCAUGGGUCGAGCAAGAGGAUAACCUUGCGGUGAAAAAGCUGUCGCUGCAAGCUUUCGGGUUCUUCUUCGAGGCCAAGGAACCCACGACCAAGCACAAGAAACAGCUGGAGCUGGUUGUUGGCAAGAUCGGGGAGAUUGUUGGAACAGGUGAUAUCCGCGUUGCCGAUGAAGACCUUGUCAACACUGUCCUCCGCGACCUUCAGGUUCUGACAGAGAAGUAUCCAGCAAGGCUCCUGGCUGCCGAAUCUAAGGAACUCUGGGGAGACGUUCGUGGCUGCCUGGUUCACCCUGAGAACUCAGUUAAACUCAGUGCUACUAAGGUGUUGAGCGCAUUUCUCGCGGACUACGCCGGCAAGUCAAGCAAAGCAGGAGAAAUGCUGCAAGGAUCCCAUGGCCUAAAUCUCGAGCUCGAGGACCUGGAGGAGCUCGUCAGAUUGACGCUCUACGCUUUGCGAACACCAGAGAUCGACGACGCGCUUGCCGAGGAGAUCAAGCAGAUCUUGAUCUUCCUUGGCCCCCGUCUACCCGUCAAGGUGCAAACCGUGCCUGAAGCGGAUACUCUGGGCGACCGCGACGAAGCUGAGGCAGAAGAAGACAGAAUCGACGAGCAUCGCAAGGACCUGCAGUACCUGUUCUGGAAGCUCUCGUCGAUCCUGCGCAAGGACGUCCGACCGAAGUCGACCGCCAUCACACCCAAGACAGUCGCGAUGGAAGUUUUGGAGACGAUUUGCCGUCGGGUUCCCCAGGAACAUCUCGAGCCCUCGUUCAAGACUGUCCUCUACCCCUUGCAGAACCUCACAGAUCCCAAUAUCCCCGUUCCCUAUUCAACAGACGAACUCUUCAAGACCAGACUCGAAGCACUCAAGACUAGAGCGCAGAUCCUCAUGGACUCGCUCCAAAAGAAGUUUGGCACUGCCGAUUACACAAAGCAAUUGCUGUCCAUCAGGGAGGAGGUGCGAACCAGGAGACAGCAGAGGUCGAGCAAGCGCAAGAUCGAAGCGAUUGCGCAGCCGGAGAAGUACGGCCGGGACAAGAGAAAGAAGACGGAGAAGAAGAAGGAGAGGAAGAAGGUCAGAGGCCAAGAGCACAAGCAACUCAGACAGGCGUACAAGGGGUGGUAA